GAGUAUUCUGGCAAAGUACAUAAAUUCUUCGCCAUCUUCAUACACACGUGUCUUUGAUGCAGUGACAAACACCCCUUACUACGAUGGCUGCCAAUAGCGCUAUCCAACUUUUGUUGACCUCGCAAGGUCGGUGGGUAUGCAAUUCAUGCUUGCGACAGAUCUCGAGGAGGCAACUUAGCUACCGCCAGCUAUCUUCUUCUUCUACCACCGACCAACGUCGCGCGACGAAACAGGCGAGGGGCCAAAAUGUCCACUCACACAGUAAUAACAACAGCACACAGUCUCUACCCCGCCAAAGGUCGUUUCACUCCGGAACCAACCAACUACGGCGCGAGCAUGCUCCCGAUCAACCUCACCAGGCAGUGCCGCUAGGUGAUUUCUACACGGACCUACUCUCCUCGCCCAUGCGCGAGGCCCCUCACACGGACCAUAGUGCACUGCCUACGUUUGUGACGACAAAGGACGAGUCGGUACAAGCAAGAGCCAGGAAAUUAUUCGGCACGAUCGAAGGGUCGGGUUACAAGAGUACCACCUCAGAGACACCCGACGCGACGUGGAGGACCAUCAACGGGGUUCCUGUGCCCCCGAGACCGGCCGAGCCGGACAAUUGUUGCAUGAGUGGUUGCGUGCAUUGCGUGUGGGACGAUUACAGAGACGACGUGGAGGCGUGGGCUGCGAGGGUACGGGAAGCUCAGUCAAGAAAGUCACCGAAUCAUCGGCAGACGGAGGAUCCCAAGUUGAGGUUAUCCAGACCCGAAGUCCAUGAAGCUUCGGGCAGUAUGGACGAAGACGGCGGUGGGAGCGAAGGUCUUUGGACGGCACCUGCUGCGCCGGACGAUGAGGAUGCGCUGUUCGCCGACAUACCUGUGGGGAUCAGAGAAUUCAUGGCCACCGAAAAAAGGAUAAGAGAAAGAAAACGAGUAAAGAUGCAGAGAGCUUCAUGACGGUGAUGAUUCUUGGAAUGCAGUAUUUGGGAGCUUUGUUAUUGAGCGAUGAAUGACCUAGAGAAUUGUCUAUAGAAUUCUGAUGACUUGUGGAAUAUACUUGUAUUUGACCUAGUGUUCUACGAGAAGGAGGAAUAUGUAUGGGAACCUGAGGAUUAGUCCGAACAGAUCACAACCAAUAUGUCUCUACAUAUAUAUCUAUAAAAUUCGUGCUGUGGCGGCUCAGCAUUAUCGAAUCGCUGUAAAGUUGGCUUGUGGAUAUCGGCAGUUGGGAAUUGGGUAAUUAACCCAUAGACUCCUG
Exophiala oligosperma is the source of this 1245-nucleotide messenger RNA. RefSeq lists its product as uncharacterized. Bases 84 to 944 code for a protein of 286 amino acids. The transcript has a single exon. NCBI's taxonomy places the organism in Eukaryota, Fungi, Ascomycota, Eurotiomycetes, Chaetothyriales, Herpotrichiellaceae. The record is from RefSeq and is a predicted model, not a curated record. Gene Ontology annotation, cellular component: mitochondrion.